Corythoichthys intestinalis (scribbled pipefish) is the source of this 1434-nucleotide messenger RNA. It is a transcript of the gene ctsla, whose product is annotated as cathepsin La. Lineage: Eukaryota; Metazoa; Chordata; Actinopteri; Syngnathiformes; Syngnathidae. The record is from RefSeq and is a predicted model, not a curated record. Gene Ontology annotation, molecular function: cysteine-type endopeptidase activator activity involved in apoptotic process; cysteine-type endopeptidase activity. Gene Ontology annotation, cellular component: lysosome. The coding region runs from base 145 to 1161 and encodes 338 amino acids. The transcript is spliced from 8 exons. Gene Ontology annotation, biological process: immune response; positive regulation of peptidase activity; positive regulation of apoptotic signaling pathway.
CUCGAAAUAGACCAAUCAGAUAGCGUUGUGGGCGGGGAUUCGUCCGCUUUAUAAAGUUAGUGUGGCUGCACCGCAGUAGGAUAUUUUUCCGUUUUAUUUUCCACACUGGUUGUUUAGUCACAAAGGGCUGCGAGAAGCCAAAAAAUGUUACCUCUCAUCACAUUGGCUUUGUGCCUGAGUGCCGCCGCUUCAGCGCCCAACCUGGACCCCCAACUGGACCAGCACUGGGACCUGUGGAAGAGCUGGCACUCCAAGCAGUAUCACGAGAGGGAGGAAGGCUGGAGAAGAAUGGUGUGGGAAAAGAACCUGAAGAUGAUUGAGGUCCACAACCUGGAGCACUCCAUGGGCAAACACUCUUACAGCUUGGGCAUGAACCACUUCGGAGACAUGACGAACGAGGAGUUCCGUCAAAUCAUGAACGGCUACAAGCGCGGCAACCAGACGCAGAAGAAGAUAAAAGGAGCGCUCUUCCUGGAGCCCAACUUCCUAGAGGCGCCGCGCUCGGUGGACUGGAGAGACCACGGAUACGUCACGCCCGUCAAAGACCAGGGUCAGUGCGGGUCCUGCUGGGCCUUCAGCACCACGGGUGCCAUGGAGGGCCAGCACUUUCGCAAGACUGGCACACUGGUGUCCCUGAGCGAGCAGAACCUGGUGGACUGCUCCCGUCCCGAAGGCAACGAGGGCUGCAACGGGGGUUUGAUGGACCAGGCCUUCCAGUACAUUAAGGACAACAACGGCCUGGACUCUGAGGACUCUUAUCCCUACCUGGGAACCGAUGACCAGCCGUGCCAUUACGACCCGUCGUUCAACUCUGCCAAUGACACUGGCUUCGUGGACGUGCCCAGCGGGAAGGAGCACGCCCUCAUGAAGGCCGUGGCUUCCGUCGGACCCGUCUCCGUCGCUAUCGACGCCGGGCACGAAUCCUUCCAGUUCUACCAGUCGGGCAUCUACUUCGAGAAGGAGUGCAGCAGCGAGGAGCUAGACCACGGCGUGCUGGUAGUUGGUUACGGCUUCGAGGGCGAAGACGUUGACGGCAGGAAGUAUUGGAUCGUCAAGAACAGCUGGAGUGAAAAAUGGGGCGACAAAGGCUACAUCUACAUGGCCAAAGACCGCAAGAACCACUGCGGGAUCGCUACCGCCGCUAGCUAUCCACUGGUCUGAUGAGCGACACUGACGUCAGGAGAUGUUUAGUCUUUUUUUAAAAAACUAUUUCAAUGUGUGGAAGCAGGAGAUUUCAUUUUUAGUCACACAAAAAAUGAGUGUUCUUAGGGAAAGGACGCCUUUUUUUUGCCAAUUUUUAUUGAACAAAUUUUAGUUGUUGUCUUUUAUUCUUUGUACAUAUGCUGCUCAGUGAGUGGAGAACUCAUUGGUUCUUGUAAAUGUGUCAUUUUAUGAUUUUUGUGUUGCGUUGUCCAUUAAAGGUGUGAGACACUA